AAUUAGUUCGCCAAUUGCCUUGAAGCUGAUAACAACGCGCCGAGAUUUUGAUUUUGCAUUUUUAAAUCUAUUGAAUUUUGUUUCCGGGUGCUGCAAAAUGUGUGAAAGCCGUAAAAUGCUGUUGGAUGCCAGCGAUAAGCGCAAUCAAAAUCCAGAGGUGAUCAUUGAUGCAGCCCAACUGGAGGCUCAGCACGAGUUUACGGAGCCGCCGGAGGCGCCAUAUGCCGGUCGAUUCGAUUCGUACAAGCCGCAUGUCUUUUUCAGAUCACAAAGUUGGUCCACUUUGGGCAUUAUUUUUUGUGUUUUUUACAAUUGUUUUAUACUUGCGCAGUUUUUGGUGCUGCUCAGCUUUUAUCCCGCUGUUCGCUGUCAGCUGCAGUGCAAUGCAAUGUCGAGCACACGGCAAAAGCGCAUUGUCAUACACAAUCCGGGAGCAGAGCAGCUCAACAAGCUGGACAGCUGCCAGUAUGAGGUGGCGCCGUGGAGCGCACAGGUCUGUCAAGUGCGCAUCGAUUUCGAGCGCUUGGAGCUGCCGCAGCCGCGCCUCAAUGCCAGCACGCAGCUGCUGGAGUGCGUCGAUUUUCUGCAGGUGCAGCGUUUUCAGCUGUGCGGCCGCAACAACGGACAGCAUCUGUACGUGCAACUGCAACGGGGCCAGACACUGAAAUUGCACUUCAAAUUGGGCAGCCACUCUUCGCAGUCCACGUGGCAGCUGACGCUAACACAACUCGAGUGUCCGCAGCAUACGCAGCAGCCAGCUGCUGCUGCUGCCCCCCUGCCCACUGCACGCCCCCUGUUGCCCUUCUUUAGAAAUUUACUGCCACGCACCAUAUUUGGUGGCAAUGCUGGCCCUGGUCCAGCUGUGCAGCUGUUCCAGACGUUAACUGCGCCCUCGCUGGCUGAUCUGGAGCUAUUGGCGCCGCUGGGCUGUGAUCAGUAUUGGCGCAGCUCGUCGGGCGGCAUUGUUAGCUUCAACUUUGCGGGCGGCGUUUAUAUGCCCGACCUGAGGUACGCCAUAUGUGUGGCAGGUGCCGCAAAUCAGGAGAUAAGCUACAACAUUGAACACUUUGCCUUAUCCAAAUUCAAUGAUGCACCUGGUGCUGGCUAUGACACGGACUGUCACAGCACUGUUCGAACUUUGGGACGUGCUUCCGACUAUCUGUUAAUACCCAACUCAUAUAUGGCAAAUAAUCAGGCACUGCAGCCCACUUAUUAUUGCGGUAACGAUCUGGCCGGCAACAAACUAAUCGCACGUCCGCCCUUUGUUAUGUAUUUCUCCAGCGAUGCGCAGACAAGUGCAUCCGAAACGGGCUUCCAAUUGACGUAUGCAGUGCAAUCGCAGUCGCAGUCAAAGUUCGAGCUGUGA
Molecule: messenger RNA, 1366 nt
Organism: Drosophila novamexicana
Lineage: Eukaryota; Metazoa; Arthropoda; Insecta; Diptera; Drosophilidae
Exons: 4
Coding region: 98-1366 (422 amino acids)
Source: RefSeq, a predicted model, not a curated record